Messenger RNA from Phymastichus coffea, 3995 nucleotides. RefSeq names its product E3 ubiquitin-protein ligase Bre1 (gene Bre1). Gene Ontology annotation, cellular component: HULC complex; nucleus. Bases 168 to 3059 code for a protein of 963 amino acids. The transcript is spliced from 15 exons. The record is from RefSeq and is a predicted model, not a curated record. NCBI's taxonomy places the organism in Eukaryota, Metazoa, Arthropoda, Insecta, Hymenoptera, Eulophidae. Gene Ontology annotation, molecular function: ubiquitin protein ligase activity; metal ion binding.
AGGAUAUCCAAGUGGCUUUACACUAAUUUCUCCUUCUUUAACGAUCUGCACCUGAGCAUGACAUAAUUUCACGAGGACUACAUUUAUUUAACGGAAGUUAACGAAUACAUUACAUCAAAGUCAACUUUUGUAUUUGAGAAUCGAGAUUGAAAUAAUAAGCCAAAAAGAUGUCUAAGAGAUCUGCUGACAGUGUGGACUCCAGUUCUCAACCUCCUAUUAAGAAGGUUCAAUUUGAGCCUAUACUUAUUGGACCUAUUUCCACUUUGGAGGAGAUGGAUAUGAAAGUUUUACAGUUCCAGAAUAGAAAGCUUGCUCAGAGGUUAGAGCAAAGGCAUCGUGUAGAAACCGAGCUCAGGCAAAGAAUAGAACAAUUAGAAAAGCGACAAACUCAAGAUGAUGCAGUGCUAAACGUUGUUAAUCGCUAUUGGAAUCAGCUUAAUGAAGAUAUUCGUGUGUUAUUACAACGAUUUGAUGCAGAAACUGCAGAUGAAUCAGAAAAUAAAAAUGAAAGUGAAGCUACCACUUCUUUUCUAAUGCAACUGUCUUCCUGGGAUAAAGAAGAAUUAGACGACAAACUUGCUCAUCGUGUACAAGUUUCUAAGCGUGCUGUCUCUAAAGUAGUACAGGCUUUUGAUAGACUUUCUCAAAGAAAUGAAAAGAUUACAAUGGCUUUGAAAGGAGAAUAUGAUGGUGAAGAAGCACCAAACAUUGAUGAAGUUGUAAAGAAAGCUAAUAGUGAAAUUCAAAUGGAAAAUAGAAAUUUACAAGCAAUAAAUAUUCAACUGCAUGAAAAAUAUCAUACUAUUUCUCUAAAAAUGUCAGAACUACAAGAUACUAUUACUGGUAAAGACACUUUGGCAGCUGAACUUCGUAAUCAAAUAGACGAUUUACAGUAUGAACUUAACAAAGUAAGAGCAAGAAAUGAUAAAUUAGAACAUCAUCUGGGUGAAGCUAUUGAAAAACUUAAAACAUUCCAACAAAUUCAUGGUUCAGAUGAAAAAGGAAAUAAUAAACCUAAUACUAUAGUUGCUACGGGAGUAUCACAAACUAAGUUGGAGGAUUUACAAAGAGAGUUGGAAGAAACUCGUGAAUUAUCUAAUAACAGAUUACAGGAGUUAGAUAAGCUGCAUCAACAACACCGAGAUGCUUUGAAAGAAGUAGAAAAGUUAAAAAUGGAUAUCCGGCAAUUACCAGAAUCAGUUAUUGUUGAAACAACAGAAUACAAAUGUUUGCAGUCACAAUUUUCAGUUUUGUAUAAUGAAUCAAUGCAAUUAAAAACACAGUUAGAUGAAGCACGACAACAACUUCAAUCAAGCAAAAAUGCUCAUUUGCGUCAUAUUGAAAUGAUGGAGAGUGAAGAAUUGAUGGCUCAGAAAAAAUUAAGAGGUGAAUGUAUUCAAUUAGAAGAUGUGUUAGCUCAAUUGCGGAAAGAGUAUGAAAUGCUACGCAUUGAAUUUGAACAAAAUUUAGCAGCUAAUGAACAAACAGGUCCUAUUAAUAGAGAAAUGAGACACCUCAUAACCUCGUUGCAAAAUCAUAAUCAACAACUAAAAGGUGAAGUUCAUCGUUAUAAGCGUAAAUACAAAGAGGUUUCUUCUGAAGUUCCUAGACUCAAGAAAGAAGUCGAAGAAUUAACAACAAAGCUUGGACAACAAAUAGCUCAAGAAAAUAAGGAGGGUAGUAAUUCUGAUGGUAGUGGAAAGGAAGAAGACACUUCCAAUUCUCUGCCAGGAUCUGGUCAAAUAAAAGAAGAAGGUGGUAUGACGAUAAAGAGAGAAGGUACGGAUGAAGAUGCUGACAACGAAUUAGGAGAUGGAGAUAAAGCUAAUUCUGAUUCACAUAAUUUAUCAUCCCCAACUCUUAAAAAAGAAAAGGAUAUUAAACGCGAGAAAGAUAUAAAGAAAGAGUCAAUUAAAACAGAACAUCGGGAUCCAACACAUCGAACUAAAGACGUUAAAGUUGCGGAAUCUGAAAUAGUGAGAGAAUUGAAAAUUCAGUUGAAGAAAGCUGUUAAUGAUAUGAAAGAAAUGAAACUGCUUUUGGACAUGUACAAGUCUCUCAGUAAAGAGCAACGCGACAAAGCUCAACUAAUGGCCGCUGAACGUAAAACUAGAGCUGAAUUAGAAGAAGUGAAACAGCAACUGAAAAAAAUUCAGGUUAAUAUGGACGGAAAACGCGAAGAACGUAAGAAAUUGGCCGAUGAAGAUGCUCAAAUUAAAAUAAAAAAAUUGGAAGAGCAGGCUUAUUCGUUACAAAGACAGGUUGCUACACAGAAACAGGAUCGUGUUUUCUUGCAGGAAGAAGAAGCUCUUUUGAAUGAGAUGGAAGUCACAGGGCAAGCAUUCGAAGAUAUGCAGGAACAAAAUUCUAGAUUAAUUCAACAGUUACGUGAAAAGGACGAUGCUAAUUUCAAGCUAAUGACUGAAAGAAUUAAAAGUAAUCAAUUGCAUAAACUUGCUAGAGAAGAGAAAGAUGUUCUGAAAGAGCAAGUUUUAACACUAACAACCCAAGUGGAAGCAGCUAAUGUGGUUGUAAGAAAAUUAGAAGAAAAAGAACGUUUGCUUCAAAACUCAUUGGCUACCGUUGAAAAAGAGCUCGCAUUACGUCAACAAGCGAUGGAAAUGCACAAAAGAAAAGCUAUUGAAAGUGCUCAAUCUGCAGCAGAUUUAAAACUUCAUCUUGAAAAGUAUCACUCUCAAAUGAAAGAAGCUCAACAAGUUGUAGCUGAAAAAACUAGUUCUUUAGAAGCAGAAGCUUAUAAAACCAAAAGACUACAAGAGGAGAUAGCUCAAUUACGGCGUAAAGUAGAAAGAAUGAAGAAGCUCGAAAUGGCUGAAACUGUAGAUGAAGUAAUGGCGGAAGAACUUCGAGAGUACAAAGAAACGCUUACGUGUCCAUCAUGUAAAGUCAAAAGAAAAGACGCUGUGCUUACGAAGUGCUUCCAUGUCUUUUGCUGGGAUUGUCUGCGAACUCGAUACGAGACACGUCAAAGAAAAUGUCCAAAGUGUAACUGUGCCUUUGGAGCCAACGACUAUCAUAGACUUUACUUAUCGACAUGAAGGAAAAGGUAUUAAUUUAUUCAAAAGUAGUCGUAUACAGUACGUCAUCUGUGAUGACAGCUAUUCAUAAGUAUGAGCUUGAAUGCGCAUUUCACUUUUAUACUUUUGUUACAAUUGGUGUAUACUUUUUUCUUAGUAGAGUGAGUGUGACAAUGUACAUAAAUUAUAAACUUCAGUGACUGAUACGUUCAACAAAAAAAUUUGCCAUGUGUAUAGUAGCAUUAUAUUCAACUGUCAAAGCAAUUUCAGAAAAAAACAGCCUUCAAAUUUAAUUGUAUUCAUCAAACAAGGCAGUUAUCUGCGAUUAAAGUCGCGUAAAUUUGUAAUUUAGUAAAUGUCUCGUAUCACUUUUUUCUAAUUUAGCUUAUAAGAUAAAAGUUCAAAGAUAUGAGGUGUCUCUUAAAUGUAAAAAAUGUAGGUAGUAUUCUUUCAAUUAUUUUUUUUAUUAUUUACACUUUAAAGUGAAUCUUAAACGGGCGUUUAUCAUUUUAAUUUGUUUCAUAAAACCAUUUUUAGUGUUUUUAAUUAAUUAAUUAGGUAAAUUAUUUUUUUUGUUAAAAUUACAUGUAAAUGAACAUAAUUUAUCCCAAAAUGUAAAUAAACGCAUGAACUCUGUAAUAUUUUCAAUUUUCUACUGUACAGCAGUUCGUUUUAAAUAUGUACAGAGUGAUGUGGAUAUUGAUAAUUGUAACGAGUGAAGGAAGCAGAAUAUAAUGCUGUGAUUAAGCAUAAUAUACUUUGAAAUAAACCUGUCAUCCAACUAUAUUUCAUGAUUAUUAUUUUUUGGUGUUCAAUCAUUUAUGUGAAAGGUCAGUCAUUUAUAUUUAAUUGCAAAAUUGUGUGAGUGAACAAUAUCAAAAUGAAAAAUAUAUUUAUAAACUUAAUAUAAAUUUCCAUUUAUUACACGUUUCAUAUAUCAAUGUGUAAUAAAUUAUU